Molecule: messenger RNA, 4831 nt
Organism: Acanthaster planci (crown-of-thorns starfish)
Lineage: Eukaryota; Metazoa; Echinodermata; Asteroidea; Valvatida; Acanthasteridae
Product: tumor necrosis factor receptor superfamily member 16-like
Biological process (GO): Rho protein signal transduction
Cellular component (GO): plasma membrane; cell surface
Molecular function (GO): nerve growth factor binding; coreceptor activity; death receptor activity
Source: RefSeq, a predicted model, not a curated record
CAGUACAAGCGCAGGUCGAUGUUUUACGACUGCUGCCUUUGGUUUUUUACGACUCUAAACUCUUCCCCUCUGAAACAGCAGUGUCGACCGGUCUCGUUUAUGCACGGAAGCGCCUGUAAAUGCGCCCCGGGAGUGCAGCAGGCGUUUACAUCGGCAACCGUCACAGCAAUCGUCCUGACUGUCCAAGUCAUAUGAAACUGUAUCCCUGGGACAUCAUUAUGUUUUAAGUGAGUGUUGAUCUCUGUCAUCACUCCGGUAACUUCCAUUUUGAACGUACAUUCGUAUUUUGACACAGCUCAGGCUGAGCUUAGAGAUUGGUGAGAAAAGUAAACCGGUGCUGUGAACACGACGAGUUCAUUUUAGCUGAACUUUUCCACAUGUCCGUGUAAUAAUACAACCGUCAUACAGUUGGAUAUGUUUCUACGCAAGAAGGCUGUUUUAAUUUGCUUCGCAGUAGUAAAUUGGCUGACCUACCGGUACCUGGCUGAGUGUACUCCGCUUCCGUCACCUGAAUGUCCUAGCAAAGAGACCACUUCUACUGGUGAUUGUUGUCUGCAAUGCCCUCCUGGAUGGGGCGUCCAGUCCCGUUGCUCAGCCUUUAACAACACUAUCUGCAUGCACUGUUACGCCGAUAUAACCUUUUCGCCCGAGCCCAGCCAUACAGCUGGCUGCAUGCCCUGCAAAAGAUGUGCUAGAAAUGAGUUUGUCAGGCACUCCUGCAAUAUCACCCAUGAUACCCUUUGUGAAUGCCGGAGGAACUACUACCAUACGGCAGAUGGAUCUUGUAGCCAGUGUAAUACGUGCCCUCCAGGAUUCGGUGCUACCGUUAAAUGCGCCACUCAGCACAACACCGAGUGCGAGUCCUGUGCCAAUGGGACAUACUCUGACUUGACGAGCGCCACCAAGGGUUGUGUGCCUUGCAGUACUUGCCUUGAAGGCACUGUUGUCUUGGAAAUGUGCACAAGGUUUUCUGACACGGUUUGCUCAGAUACAGUGAUGUCAACAACCACAGCAUACCAACAUAGCAGCGAAACCCCAGACACCGUUGCCCACGUAAUAAACAGCAGACCUCCCAGCAUUGUGCCCAUCUACUGCGCCAUCUUAGCUUUCGUAGUAAUCGGUCUCCUGGGUUAUGUGAUCUUCAAGAGAUGGUCUUUCAGAAAAGUAAAGCUGCGUUCUCAUGCAAAGCAAACAAGGUCACCUUUAGGAUCUCCAUCUAAAGCUGACAUCGAUGUGUCCAGUGCAGGAGCGCAUUCUAUUAAGAAAUCUGCAGAUUUGCCCCCUAGUUUAGCCCCAAGCAGGCAACCGACUGACCAAACGCCUCUUAUGACCGUUCCGAGUACCACUUUAUACCGAGAUUUAUCCACAACGACACGUUCCGAAGUGGAGUCUCUACUUGGAAUCUCACGGCUGGAUAGGCGAGAUUGGAGGGGACUUGCUCAUGAGCUAGGAUUCUCAGACAAAGACAUCGUGCAUUUCAUCAAAACUUCCGAUGAUGAUUUACCUGUUCACCGCAUGUUGACGGUAUGGUCGGAUAGAGAGGGUGCUGUUGUCAGCGUGUUGGUAGCUGCUUUAAAGAGUCUAAACAGACAGGAUGUGCUGCAGAAAUUACCCGUAUUUGCAUGAGCUGAAAACUUUAAAGAGACUGAGUUCAUAUUUCAGAAUUUUCAUUGUACAUGUUCAUAAGGGAAUACACCCAAUGUUAGACCCAAGGGUCUGUACACGACCUCUAACAUCUUAGGUCGCAUGUAUAUUUUAUAAAUUAUUUUUUAGAAUGGCAUCCACAUUUUAGAGAGCAGCAGAAAUAUGACGAAUAUUGAGUAAAAAUGACGUUCGUCGAGAAAAUCGUUUGCUUUCUUGAUUUUUUUUUCAAUGUCAGAUGACUUCACGGUUUCCUGUUCUUCGUUUUUGUGGGCCAGCUUGAACAUGUUACUGCUUUUUGCUUUGACGUCUCAAAAACGUUUCUGGUUUAAGGGUCACGAAAAUACGCCCCAGAAGUAUGAAAUUAUACGCCCUAAAGAUCUCAGUUUAAAGUGUUGAGGUGAUGACAUUUCCUUACAGACACUUUCUGUCCAACUUUAUACUCAUUUAUAACAAAUUGACAUCCUUUUUACAUUAAAUACAUGUAUAUUGAAACGCUGACUUUUUAAACAUUAAAAACUGUCAUUUUUUCCUAUACAACUGAGGGUGCAGUGCUGUGAUGUCAGUUGGGAAAGACUUGCUCCCAGUAUAGGUUUUUUCAAAUGGUUAAGCCUAUUAAUCUGCUAAUUAAAAGCAUUUUCGGGAAAGUGUUGCUUGUUGGCUUGUUGCCAUGUACUGCAACAGAUAUAAAUCACUAAAGAAAAGUAGAUUUUGCUAAAAGUAAUAUCUGAAACUGCAACAGUUUUUGUUUUGGUGCACAAAUACUGAUUUGUUGCACUGGCAACAUUAAGGAGCAAGUUCGAGUACGACUAGUUCGAACCGUAGUUCGACCAAGUAGCCCAAAGAAUGCAUAGCUUUGACCAUUUUUUGGAACCAGGUCCUGGUCAUGCCACAGGUUAUAAGUACCCGAUUUCAUUUAUCAGUACAAGCGAACCAGUUACAAGAAAAUAAUUGUACGGAAUUUCAUCAACCCUGAACACAGCGAGAGUUGCAACCAACGAUAACGCACAUAAAUAAAACUUGGUUAGUUCGAGUGUGACCAUACUAAUGUUGCGUAUAUUUAAGCAAUAGAGCCUGAAAGGUGAAUCCUGAUGGCGCACUUCCGGAACCCUUAGAUAGGAAAUUUCAGAAUUUGUCAUAUUUUUUCGUUCAGUUACUUCUUAAAAACUCUACUCUUAUAUUCGCUAGCAUAUCAAUUUAUGGAAAAUGACAAAUGACCUGACCUAAAAGAGACUUCACUUCUGAAAAUCUAAAAUACAUGGAGAACAGUGCAGUUCGGUGGUUUCGUACGCAUAUGAACUAUACGGGCAUUUCACAAUAGUGCGCCUCCAAGAGGUUGCAACGCGUUGGCCAAUCACAAUACACAAAAUCUGUCAACCCAAAGCGCGUUUGGAAAGGGUCGACAGAAGUCGCGCGUUGGGAUUGGCCAACAAGUGUCAAGCUCUUGGGGGCGUACUAUUGUGAAUCACCCGUAUUACGGAAUUACAGAUCAUGGUAGUCUUUUGGGUAAAAGCCAAAAUAAAAACAACCUAAAUAUCUUAAGGAUUUUGAAAUUUAUAAGGAAAUAAACUUAAAGCAAUAACAUGCUUUUACGAAAGAUUUUGAUGUAUAAGCUAACCUUUGCUGACAAGAAUUGUGUCACGUCAACUCAACAGAAUCUGGAACCCAUCGACUGCAGGGAAGGUAAAUCUUGUACACUCUCGUUUCCACGUAAGUACGGGAAAUGAAAAUAAACGAGCAUGAGCGGAGACCUAGGAACGAUACUGCCGGAAGCAAAAGUUCGUUGAUGAAAUUCGUUUUUUACCCAUCUCCAGGUGACUUUCGCUAAAUAUUACUUGAGGAAGACAAGGGGGAAAUUCCGACAUGAGUGUUUCUUGGGGUGGUUUCAAUUAGAAAUCAUUCUUCCCAAAAUUAUAGGAUAUGAUAGGAUGACCCAUGUAGAAAUCCCCUUUAGGAGGACCCGCAAGGAUUCCGGAAGCUCGCUGCGUGACCUCUUACUUUCAGGCUCUGUUAAGAAGUUGUUGAACUGCAGUUCGCGCCCGAACUUGCCCAAGAUUUGUUUACCUGACAUCACAGUUUUGGUCAUGAAUAUUUAAAUUUGGAUAAGCAUAAAUCCAAAAAGGCACCCAAAUACCUUUCAAAAGUAGAUAAAAGUGAGAUUAAUUGAAACUCGGGUAUAUUUCUAGGUUUGAAGUAAAUGUAAUGCACUACAUGAUCUCUUUAAUGUAUUCAUUAAUGUGUUCAUGGUUAUGUUCACUGGAUAUUUCCCAAGUUAGGGAGUUUUGCAUUCAGAAUCGCCUGGUAUUUUUACAAGAGCAGCGUUGUUCCUUGCAUAGUUUUAAAAAUGAUAUCCGACGUUUGUAACACGAGCCUACAUUAUUUCACACUGGCACAGUUCCUAAACAGUCCUGUGAGACUGUUGAUAGAGAUAGGAAACGUUGCGAUCUAGAUUUAGAAUAAAUCUUACUUUCGGGCAAGCUGUCGUUAGAAAACGUAAAACAUGAGCUGUUAAACAUUUGCUCUGUCAUAGUUCUCUAAAGAAAACUUAAAGCAUAAAAGUGUCACGUUAUCAAAUGCACAGAAUGCAUUUCAUCAAAUGAAAAUGUUAGGGAGUACAUAUUUUACCGACAUAAAAUGUAAGGAUUUUCUUUUCUCUUUAUUGCAAAUGGGGAUGGGGUGGAGUUUGUUGUAACAAAUGGUCCAACAGCCUAAGGUCUCCAAGUGUAACAGUGAUAAAUAUUAAGGUACCAAAAAUUUACAUAUGUAAUUUAUAAGUAUUCUAAUUUUCAAUUUUACAGCGAGGAUUUUGAGACGACUUAGAGCACGUGACUUACACUUCUUUACGCAGUCAGGCAUGGUAGAUUUCUUAAAUGUACACCUACUUUUAAGAGUGUAUAAUUUAUUGUAUAGUAAUAAUAUAAUAGUUGUGUUAUAAAAUUUUUGUUUGUUUUUGUGUUAGCAUAAUGUCCAAUGCCAGACAUAGCACACGGGUAACGUGCAUAUGAAUGGACUCCAAUGGGACACUUUGAGACGCUGGUGGCAGCAGACAUAUCGGUCCUUUUUCAAGGGUGCACCGUCGUAUUUAGGCCAGAAAUCAUACUAUGUCCGCCGAGCUCGUUAAUAAAAGUUAUACACUCAAAAUAUUCUAUAUUAGAGGGUUCUGAGAGCCAUGGAACUGGGGAAUUGAAGA